Molecule: messenger RNA, 1338 nt
Organism: Ylistrum balloti
Lineage: Eukaryota; Metazoa; Mollusca; Bivalvia; Pectinida; Pectinidae
Product: acetylcholine receptor subunit beta-like
Exons: 1
Coding region: 1-1338 (445 amino acids)
Biological process (GO): monoatomic ion transmembrane transport
Cellular component (GO): membrane
Molecular function (GO): transmembrane signaling receptor activity; extracellular ligand-gated monoatomic ion channel activity
Source: RefSeq, a predicted model, not a curated record
AUGGUGACAAACAACAACGAACGUAGGCAUUACACUAUGAAUGCGUGGACCUUUCUAUUCAUAUUUGCCUGUUUUGUGUGUUUUCAUGUAAAUUGUAAAGAGAAAAAGGGUCAUGUUGUUGACAUCUCCUAUGAAUCUGUUACCGAGUUACAGCAUUUAUUGCUACAAAACUACAGCAAAGAUUUUCGUCCCAUACAUAAUCAAGGAAAACAAGUAGUGAUAUAUGUUUUCUGGGAACUACACAGCAUCAAUGCCUUCAAUGAGGUCACAGGAGAGUUCGUGACAAGCUCCACAUUUACAACUGCGUGGGUCAAUGAAAUGAUGAAAUGGGAUCAAUCUUUAUACAAUACAUCUUACAUCAUUCUUAACAGUGCAAAUAUAUGGAUUCCGGUACUUGCUUUCGAUAACCCGACUGGAAGUACUGAUAUCAGGAAGGAAUACGAACACGGAACCAUUCGUUGUACUCCUAAAGGCAACCAUUUCUUUGCGGUAGCGAUAAGGACGAGCACAAUUUGUCAACCUGACAUGCGUUUAUAUCCGUUUGAUCGCCAUAAUUGCACCAUAAUAAUUUAUACACCUGAUUAUCUAAUUCAUGAGAUUGCCUUAAUACCACUCAUUCUGACCGAUGUUUCUAAAUUAAUAGUGGUUUCCCAAUGGGAGGCUACUAAUUUCUACAGCUAUAAUGACGAUACAACAGAUUACAGUCGGCUGGUAUUCGGAAUUGAGUUCAAAAGAAAACCGGAAUUUGUUAUCUUUAAUCUACUGGCACCAGUUGUCCUCCUGUGCUUGCUCAAUAUAACAGUAUUCCUUCUACCCCCACAGUCCGGGGAGAGAGUGUCCUUCUCCGUCACCAUGUUUCUCUCGUUUUCUGUCUACAUGACGUUGAUAUCAGAGAAACUCCCUGUCACAAAUCCAGUGUCGAUCUUCACCCAGUACCUUAUCUGUAAUGUCAUAUACAGUGCACUUAUUCUCUUCUUCACUACAAUUGGACUUAGAUUCCAUUUGGCGGAAGACGAAAAUGAGAGAAUUUCCGGUUGUCUUUCGCGAUUAAUCAAAGUUGUAUCUCUCAAUCUUUUCCUCUGUGGAAGACGAAGGAGACAAAAAGAAGAUGACCACCAGGUGGCACUCGACAACAAAUCCGCUAAUACUGUAAGUAAUACCGACUCGCUUCCUCCCGUGUUACCCGAGAAUCACAGAGAUUUGAAUAAAGACAAAAACGUUGGAGAUAUUCUUGUAAAAGACUUCGGCAGACUGAUUGACAAAUUUUGUUUAGUGUUCUUUCUAAUGAUGAUUGUAGCAGGGAAUUUAACGUUUGUGUUAUAUAUCGCACUAUCUUGA